Molecule: messenger RNA, 3352 nt
Organism: Aegilops tauschii subsp. strangulata
Lineage: Eukaryota; Viridiplantae; Streptophyta; Magnoliopsida; Poales; Poaceae
Source: RefSeq, a predicted model, not a curated record
AGAUGGCCGACCUCGCCAUCGGCUCAGCGCACGGCGCCUUAGACUCGCUACUGGGACGCCUCACUAGGGUCAUUGCAGACGAGGCAAAGCUGCUGGGUGGCGUCUACGACGACGUCCAGUACAUCAAGGACGAGAUGGAGAGUGUUUAUGUAUUCCUCCAAAACAUGAUGGAAGAUGACUGCACGGGCAGCCAAACAGAGGUGUGGAUGAGGCAGAUUAGGUUAGUCGCCCGCGAAUCCCAAAACUGCAUCGACAUCUAUGUGAAUAAGCUCGGUGCCAGUGCCCGUGCCGGACGUUACAGAGGCCGUUUAGGUCCUUUGUUCCGGUUCGUAAGGCUUAUGUCCACACUGACUACUCGUCACGAGCUCGCCACAGAUAUCAGGAGGCUCAGAAGAAGGGUUGAACAAGUGGGUGAAAGGCGCAAUAGGUACGGCAUCGAAAAUCCUACAGGUGGGAAUCGGAAAAGCCAACUUGAUGAAGUUAGUGGAGAGAAUGCCGAUGGGAAGGAAGACCCCAGGAUACGAUAUUUGCUGGGCUACAGAGAUGAAUGCCCAGAUGAGAUUUUGAAGGGUGAUAAAGAGAUGCUGGUAUCUUGGUUGACUGAACAAGGAGAGGGGAUACAACCGGAUAUACUGAGGGGCAACGGGCUGACUGGGCUAGAAGAUGAGAUGCCAUCGCAGGAAAUUCCGGUGGAGGAGUGGAAUGAGAGAUAGCCCAACUCAGUUUCAGUUGCCGGGACGUCUAGGCAGGGGAGGGGCAAGAGGAGGCCUGGGUUGACAACAGCGGUCUCAAGGAAAUGGGCGCUGCGCUCGAUGUCCAGGAGGAAGAUCCCAGGCCUCAAAGAGCAGCCAGCUGAGCUAGCUAGAAGAUAAUAUGCCACGGCAGAAUUUUCAGCUGGAGUGUAUUACUGGUCCAAGAGACGAGGUGCAUGCCAGGACAGGAUAAGCAACUGUUGUGGUUCACUAAGCCAAGUGACAAGACAUCAGGGCCCAGGGUCAUCUGAAUUGUGCAACAGCGAUCAGGUGAUGACAGUCUGAAUCAUGCACAGAAAGUGUACGAGGACAGUUUGAUAAAGCAGUACUUCGGUUUCAGAUGUUGGGUGAGGGUCGGGGAAACUCAUGUCGAUUGGGUAUUUGAGCACAUAAUCAAAUCCAUCUCAUCUCACCAGAUGGACUUAGAAGAUUGGCAACAAACCAAGUAUUUAGUUGUUCUUGAUGAUGUCCGUGAUGAAUCACUAUGCCACCAAAUCAUAUCUGCCUUUCCUCCUACUGCUGCUGGUGGUCAUUCUGCACUUCUGGUGAUCACCCACUCAUAUGCUAUAGCCCGUUCCUUCUCUCCAAACAAAGUCUUCCCGCCUCUGGAGCCUCUAAUCGAUUUUUUCUUUGUGAAAGGGGUUUCCCUUGUUGAGAAUAAUGAUACCCUGAAGCCAGUCAUUCAGUCUAUUAUCUCAAAAUGUGCACCCAAUCUCGAAUGCCUCAAGGCAUUCUUACAUGUUCUCUAUGUCAAUCCUAACAUACGAGAGCUUGAGAGAUUAUGUGACGCCCUAAGUAGUGAAUCUCCCGGCAAUUAAUAUUCGGCAAAUCUUAAUGCCGUGGUACAACAGCCUUCCUCUUCAUUACAAGAACUGCUUGAUAUAUCUAUCUAUCUUCCCCCAAAAUGAUGGCAAUAUCCGAAGAACAAGCCUAGUCAGGCGAUGGGCAGCUGAGAACCUGAUCGCCGGAAGAAAUGGGUCAGCUGCACAUGAUGAAGCCGAGCACUGCUUCACUGUGCUUCUUGCAAAAAGAUUUAUUCUUCGCAGGGACAUCGGUGCUGCAGGGAAGGUCAAAAGCUGCAGAGCAAAUGAUUUCAUAUCAAAGUUCAUCAUCGAUAUUGCCAGAGAGGAGAAGUUCGUGGAUGCAGAUCUCCAACCGAAUUUCGGUCAUCGGAUAUCCAUUCACAAUAGAGGCCAACUGCAACAAGUCCUAUGGACACUUCAGGCAUCUGGCCCCAGCCCCUGUUUGAACAUUCGCAAGCACUCAACUAAUACUGAAGAUGGUCAAACCUUGGAUGACCUUACCAAGUUCCUUGAAACACUGCCUUCAUUUGCUCAGCUGGGGUUGCUUACAGUGCUGGAUCUGGAAGGCUUUGAUGGUUUAAAGGAUUACCAUCUGAAAAACAUCUGCGAAAUAUUUCAACUAAGAUAUCUGAACCUACGGAGGACUAAGAUUACCAAAUUGCCCAAGCAGAUAGAGAAACUUCAGCAGUUGGAAACACUGGACAUUCGGGAAACAGCUGUAAGAUCAUUUGGCACAAGCAGUGUUGUACUUCCAAUGCUAAAGCAUAUGCUUGCUGGGUGCACCCAACACCCAAACGAAGACGUGGAGUCAUUUUCCACAGUGUGCAUGCCCCUUGGAACUGGCAGCAUGACAAAUCUGCAGAUACUGUGCCAUGUUGAUGUUUCAGGCAAAGAAGAUCGUCUGGUCGAGAUCGGGAAGCUACUGCAGCUUAGAAAAUUGGGUGUUGUCUUCCGAAGCAAGAGAGAUAAUUUCAAGCACUUGCUCCAGGCAAUUGAGAAGCUGAACCAGAGCCUCCUCUCUCUCUCACUGUGUGUGGAAAUAACAGAUGGCCACAGGACUACAGACAUUAACACAUCAGAGCCUACAGCGUUCGCACCUCCAAAGUAUCUUCAGAGUCUAAAUCUUCGUGGCAACAUGGGAGGAUUGCCUCGUUGGAUCAAGGAGCUUCACAAACUUGCAAAGUUAACUCUGCGUGACACUUACUUGGGAGAAGAAGAUAUAAAUUCCCUUGGCAAACUUAGUGGGUUACGCAGUCUCAGGCUGCGUCACAAGUCAUAUGUCCAAACCAAGUUUACCUUUCAGGAAGACGAAUUCAAAAAUCUUGAGUUCAUAAGCAUCGAAGGAUCAGACAUUACUGACAUCCACUUCAACAGCACCCCUAAGCUUGAGAAGAUAGUUUGGGACUUCAAAGAGAUGAACUCAAUUCAUGGAAUCAGCCGCCUUCCACGCCUCAGCCGUCUUGAGCUUAUUGGCAACUGCAACCCAACUACUAUCAAAGCAGAUCUUUCGAAACAUCCAAACAAACCUGUGGUAACUCACAACGGACAGUGCUGAAGAAGAUAAGUAAAGCCACUUGUGCAAUUAUUGGAGAAGGUUGCUCGUUAGGAAUCAUUGGAUUGCAUUUUGCGUGUGUGUGUUACUUCCCAUGUUUGUUUUCAUCUGUUCUGUUUCAAAAUAAGCUUGUAGUGGUUUGCCUCUUAAUUUCCUUUCCCAAUUUUGCAUGGUUUGAUUUGCUGUAUCUUCAAUAAGCGAGACAUUAAUACGAACCCCCAAUGUAUCAGAUUGAUAAUUAUGUA